GCUCUAGGAAUCAAUAUGGCUUCCAAAGUGAGGUCACGACUCAAAUUUUUGUCUCCUCAUGUUGACGAGAAAGUAUUUAAAAGUCUGCAAAAGCGUAUAUCACCACGGAAAACAUCCAAGGCACUAGAAUCUGUGAAAGAAGGAGAUGAGACCAUUGCAGUAUCUCAGCAAGAGGUCAGUGUUGAUGGGCAGCCUUUAUCAGCACAAAACAAAGAGAAACUUGUUCAAAAGAAGAAACCAAAGAUAAGAGUGAAUAUUAACGAGUGGUACCGCAAGAACACUUCAUUGCUAGACGUUGAGUCAAUCUACCAGACACGCCCAAAUGCUAAAACAGCCUUGGUGGGCACACAACCUGAACCCCGCUUUAUUUGGAAAGAAAAGGACUGGCCCAAUGGGUUCCCUGAUUCUCCAGAAGAGGCCAGCACAGAUGUGGUGACUUUCUUAGAGCAGAGAGACUGCUAUCAUCGACUGCAGGCACUUGGUGUCAAAAACUUUUGUGUUGGUAGUAUUGUAGCUGUGACUAGGUCAGAUCCUCUCAUUGCAAAAGGAAAAGUCAGGUUUGUGGGUAUCUGUAUUUACAAAAGUCGUUGGCAAAAUUCCUUAGGCGCCACCUUUACUUUACGCAACGUAAUAGACGGUGAACCAAUGGAGGUGAACUUUCAGUUGUUCUCGCCACUUAUUCAAAGCAUCGAGGUCCUUAAGCAUGAGACAAGAGGGGAGGAUGCCCUGUGGUACCUAAGGGACUACCCUCCCUCUAUGAGCACGGUGAAUGAGAAAAUGAAGCCACUGCCGUACACGAAAGAACCCUUGGAGUAUGUUGAAACUGAAGAGACUAAGCGGGAAGUUGAGAAGUGGUUCGAGCAAAUCUGGAGAAAGAAAAAGAAGUAUUAAAUUUUUUUAAGCUUUUUCAAGAACUGAGAGCUGUCUGAAGACUUAAGCUGUGGAAGACGAUCAGCUAUAGAAAAACAUGAUUGUCGGAGAUCAUCGAACAGAUUAAAGACUUUUGUGCAGCACA
Molecule: messenger RNA, 1015 nt
Organism: Pocillopora verrucosa
Lineage: Eukaryota; Metazoa; Cnidaria; Anthozoa; Scleractinia; Pocilloporidae
Product: large ribosomal subunit protein bL19m
Biological process (GO): translation
Cellular component (GO): mitochondrial large ribosomal subunit; ribosome
Molecular function (GO): structural constituent of ribosome
Source: RefSeq, a predicted model, not a curated record